Molecule: messenger RNA, 693 nt
Organism: Linum tenue
Lineage: Eukaryota; Viridiplantae; Streptophyta; Magnoliopsida; Malpighiales; Linaceae
Source: the annotation of a GenBank genome assembly
AUGGUUAGCGACGGAAUCAAGCUGAUAAAAGAUAGACUUUCCUCGCUCAAACUUCUGAUCGUUCUUGACGAUGUGGAUGAUAAGUUCAGAUUUGAGGAUGUUUUGGGAGAUCCUAAGAAUUUUUCUCCUGGAAGUAGAUUCCUUUUUACUUCCAGGGACAAAACUGCAUUGAUUGAUCUCGAUCAGUACCGCAAGUUAUAUGAAGUUCAACCUAUGAAUGAAAAACUAUCGUGCCAACUCUUUCGUAGGUAUGCUUUCCACAAGGGUUCUCCUAUAACGGGCUACGAAAAUCUAACAAAAAAAUUUGUACAAAAAAUAGGAGUCCCAUUAACUCUUAGGGUUAUGGGCUCCUCUUUGCUCGGGCAAAAAAUACCGUUCUGGGAGGGUGAGUUGAAAAAGUUAAGAAAUUCACCCAACCAAGAAGUCAAGGAAAUUUUGAAGAUAAGUUACGACUCAUUAGAUCCUGAGAGCAAACAAAUUUUUCUUGAUAUUGCUUGUUUCUACAUCGGUAUCGAUCAAGAGAAACCUUCUUACAUGUGGAGUGAUCUUGGACUCUAUCCGGAGGUCAGCAUCACUAUCCUCGACAACCGAUCCCUGAUCAAACUUGGGUAUGACGACGAGUUUCAAAUGCACGAUCAACUAAGAGAUAUGGGGAGAGCAAUCGUUCGUGACGAAAAUCCUGAAUACGCAUGA